Stylophora pistillata is the source of this 4547-nucleotide messenger RNA. RefSeq lists its product as uncharacterized. The record is from RefSeq and is a predicted model, not a curated record. Lineage: Eukaryota; Metazoa; Cnidaria; Anthozoa; Scleractinia; Pocilloporidae. Gene Ontology annotation, molecular function: protein binding; guanyl-nucleotide exchange factor activity. Gene Ontology annotation, biological process: activation of GTPase activity.
UACAUGAUUUUUGCAUUGCGCAUUUAAUUUGGUUCUUAACGAAGCCAAAACUUCACAUUGAGUGAAAUAUCGUAGCGUUUCACUUCCGAUACUUUUAAUCAUUUAUAAUGCUGUUUUUGAUACCUCCACCACCGCGAAAACAUUUUCUUCAGUCGUAAUGGAUGUUGUUUUUUAGUCGUUAUCCCUUCAGGGAUUGUGGCAAGGAUGGAAGAAGAAGACAAUGGUGGAAGGUUAGAGGUUGGAGAAAAACCUUCACCUAUCCAGCCUCCCUCUCCAAGGCCCCGCCCUGUGCCCCGUCCACGUAACCAAACCAAAGGACUCAGCAGUACAGAAAUGAAUGGAAAGCCUGUAAUUACAGCUCCUAAACCUAUGUUACCUCCAAAACCAAGACGCCCACCACCAAAUGCACCGGCUGCAAAACCCCCUGUUACUAAUCCGGGUGUUCUAUCAAAUAAUAACGAUGACGAGUUUCCAGUGGAUGAAGGAGGUUCGACAAAACAACAUUCAGUUACAGAGAAAAGUAAAGACAAAUUAUCAUCCACUAACACAAUGACUUCUGCAGAUAUCACAAACAGCACUGAAAUGGAACAUGUCAAAAAUGGACCUGAAAAAGUAGACUCCACAGAUGAACAGUGGUAUCAGCCUCUAAGACCACAGCCAGAUAGUGAUGAGUCUAGCUCAGAUGAUGGUUAUGAGAAAUUACCAACAACAGAAUGUAGUGAAGAAAGCAAGGCUACAGCCUCAAGACGUGAUGACUUGAGUGGGUCAGUUGGGAAAUCCUCCCCACCUGUACCUGGCAAAGUUAGCAACUGGGAUAGGAAAAUAUCUCCACCUGUCCAACGUAAAAUCAGUGACCUUAUUAACAAAAUGUCACCCCGUCUACCUCAUAAAAGUAGUGGUGUGGCUAGUGCAAUCUCCCCACAGCACCCUUCUCAGAAAGCUGAUGUGGAGAACACAAAAAAUAGAAGAAAUCUCGAAAGUUCAACUGCUGGUGAAAAGUCAAAGCCUUUGCCACCAAAGAAGCCUCUUCCUUCUUUUCCUAAAGGAAUGAGUACUCCUGGUCAAAAGCCUCUAAUGGGUGAACUCUCAUCAAGUAAACCAACCUCACAGCAAAAACCUUACCUUGAUUUAUCUUCGUCACCUAAAACUGAUCAGUCUCAAACAUCUGUUGCUGCUCUUGCACAAAAGUUAUCAACAAUACCUGUAUUUCCUUUUCGAGAUGACACAGGUAGCAAAACAGGAGGGGCUGCAUUUCCUUCACCUGUCACUUCCCCAUUGUCCUCACCACGUCCUUCACCUCGUAAUGCGACCUCAUCUGCAUCCCCGGACAAAUCAAAAUUUAAAUCUGCAACAGUAAUGGCAAAGGUCAGUGAAGUGGGAAAACCUGUGCUGUCUCCAAGACCUGGAACUUCACUGCCAAAAUCCCAGAGUCAGGUCAUAUCUCCUGAACAUGGGAAGGAAUUAAAGAAGAAUCGUCCAGAGCGACCCACUCCUCCAUCAGCAAAGGCUGUUGCAAGAGUUAGGUCACAAACACUGGAAAAUCUUGAAGAAGAGGAGAAUUAUCCAUCUGAUGAAGCUGUAAACAAGACACCUGGCCGUGCUAGGAAAUCGUCUUUACCUGAACAACGCAAGAAAAGAUUAGCUUCUCGUCCUCUGUCUCGGUGUGUAAACCCUCGCAUUUCAUCAGCUGAUCUUGCACAAGCCAGUAGACGGCCUCCACCUCUUCCACCAGGAGCUACUCCUAUAACUGAAAAACCACCAUCACUGAAAGUGCCACCAUUACCCGCAGUGCCACGCCCACGACCCAUGUCUGCUUACCAACAGACAGCAAGAGAUGCUCUGAAGCACACUGUGAGCAAGUCUGUGUCAGUAGGAGACAUACCAAGAGUUACAUCAGCUGAAGAUCAGUCUGAGUACUGUUAUGCCUAUAACCUUACUUCUGUAGGAGGGAUGCCACCCAGGCAAGCAGUUUCGCCUAAUCCAGCCUCGUUUGUGGUAGACAGCGGUACAUAUGUGACACCUGAUGAAAGCAUUGUCAAUGAGUUUAUGCAGGAUGUUUCAAAGGACAGUAUAUGUGCAACUUAUGAGGUUGCGGAUGAGCAAGCUGUGGCUGGACUUAUGACCAGUUUAAAAAAGAAACAGACAUUAAAUGGAUUGGCCGCUGAUGUGAGUACAGAUGACACAGAAUCAGACUUGUCUGACAGUGAUGAUCAUGAAUACUUGGAGCCACCAAUAGAACAAGGUGAAGAACAACCAGAUCACCAUGAUGAAGAUGAUGAUGAUGCUUCUUCAGAGAACUCAUUUUCAUCAGAUUCAUCGCAUGAAUAUUGUGUUCCACCUGAAAACCUUCGCCCUCCUGAGCCACCCUCAGAUGGAGAUGAAUAUGAUGAAUUGGAAGGAAUCUAUGUGGAGCCUCCUGUCAAGUCUCCAAGUGACCCGUUUUCUUCAGAUGAAGAGAGAGACGGUCUUUCCGAAGAGCCCUUAUACCAAGUAUACAACAGGCGCACUCUCCGACGUGAAAGAAAUCUGAGUCGUCGCAGACUGAGCAGCGAUGUGAGUGACUUGUCAGUAAAUGAUGAAGUAGAGGAGCUAACAAAAGGAACAAUGAGGAACAUGAGGAUGCUGUGGUGUGAACUACCAGAGGUUAAAGCAAGUGGAAUUUUAGACGGCAUGAAAUCAGAAGAACGCAAACGCCAAGAGGCCAUGUUUGAGGUGAUAACGUCGGAGGCAAGUUAUCUCAAGAGCCUCAACAUUCUAAGGUCACACUUUAUAAACUCGGAAGAGUUGUCCUCAGGUUCCUCCCUGUGUGUUCUAGAACGAGGCCAGUCUCAUGUGCUUUUUUCAAAUAUCAGUUCCAUUAAAGCCGUUAGUGAGAGUUUCCUCCAGGCUCUCCGAGCACGUCAAAAAGAGGCUGUGGUUAUAUCAUCUAUCAGUGACAUCAUUGAAGAGCAUGCCACAAAAUAUUUCGAAGUCUAUGUAAAAUACUGUUCCAACCAGAUCUACCAAGACAGAGCAUUAAAAAAUCUUAAGAAAAAUGUGAAAUUUCUUGAGGUAGUGUCGAAACUACAAUCAAGUAAUCAAGCGCAGGGUUUGACGCUACAGUCGUUUUUAGUUCUUCCCAUGCAGAGAAUAACACGGCUUCCCUUGCUUGUAAAUGCGAUUUGUACGCGAUGUGAACCAGGCAGUGAUGAGUUUGUCAAGUCAGACCGAGCUUUAGCUGCCAUCAAUAAGAUUGUGAAUGACUGUAACGAGGGAGCCAGGAAAAUGGAACGGAUGGAAGAAAUAUGUGUUUUACAAACACAGAUAGAGUUUAAAACGAAGCCCCUCGCCCUGGCCACGCCAUCGCGUUAUUUGCUCAGACGAGGUGACCUACUUCAAGUGGUGGAGGACUCCAAAAGUCCAUUGAAGUUAUUGAGACCCAAGUUUAGACCGAUAUACGUGUUUCUCUUCAAUGAUUUGCUGCUCUUGGCGAAGAAGAAGAGUGAUAAUCGUUACUUAAUCCAGGAUUACGCCACACGCACUAUGACUCAAGUUGAUGACCCGCCGCAGGACUGUAACAUUAAUGUUGAUCACAUGUUCUCUUUGGUUUUAUUGGAAAACUCCGAGGUGAAAACUAAAGAGUUCCUUCUCGCUGGCAACACUGAAACUGACAAGACUCGUUGGAUGGAAGCGUUCAAACCCCCUGUAGCCGAACAAGAAGGAGAAACAGUUUAUGCUGAUUGGGACUGUCCACAAGUAAACGCUCUUCACAAUUACACUGCUCAACAACCCGACGAGCUCUCUCUUUACGAAGGUGACGUCAUCAAUGUCUUGAAAAAGCUCCCGGAUGGGUGGUAUCAUGGAGAGAGGUUAUGUGAUGGAACUCAGGGCUGGUUUCCAGCCAAUCAUACCGAAGAAAUACUGAAUGAUCACGUCCGGGCCCGAAAUUUACGUCAGCGGUAUAGACUGCUAGCAGCUUCUCAACAUUUAAUUGGUGGAACAUUAAGGACAUAAUUAUCCUUGGAAUGUUAAAAAUUUUGAAUUUUAGUCUCAAUCGUGUUUCCAAAAUUCAUUUAUAUUAUGUAAAUAGUGAAGCCAGAAUGUUUUUAGCUAAAAUACAUAUUUUAGUACAAUAUUUUUAUAGCAGUAGGAUUUCUGCUUGUUUUUACCAGCCUAUGACUAUAUAUUUUUUGGAAUUAAGUAUAAUUGUUUUCUACUUGAUGGAAGCGCAGUAAUGUUGCUGGAACAAUUGAUCCUAGGUGUACAGUUUUGGAUUCGAUUUCCUUCCUCUAAUUAAUAACGAAGCCGAGUUUAAUUAACGUCAAUCAGCAAAUUGAAAUGUUCAGUAGAAUAUAGAAUAAUUGUUUGAGGCCUGGGUAUGGUACCAGGAAUGAAAUGAAUAGACAACGCACAAACGCCUUUAUCACUGCGUAUCAAAUUCUUACUUUUUAAUGGUAUGAUGGAUGUAUGUACGAUGAAAAUGAAUUGUUUUUAUUCACCCCGUCAUCAUAUACGAUGAGUAAUUAGGGGACGGAGAAUCUGUUUUCCAGGAUGUCCGCCCCCUCCCC